GCGAUUGUCUCCCAUUGGGAACGACGGAAUCUACUAGCUGAACACAUCGUGCGAGGGGAAAACAAGACACUUGAGCCUACUUUGGCUAUUGUGCUUCUAGCUACAUUAGGCUUGACUAACAAACGUGUUGCAUAUUCCCCUUGUACGACGCGUAAAGUGAGUGAAGGCUUCCGGUCGUUUGCGCCGCUAAGAAAUUACAAAACUUGCUCACGCGACGGGGCCUGUAUCUGAUGUCUCCACCACAGCUGGACAACGUCCCCUCGCCAGCGAUUCUCUUCCCAUCGUUUCGAACAGCAUGCUGAAAAUCGCGUUGCUCAGUAUGCUGUAUGCUUACCUCGAAGGGCUUUGCAAGCAAUUUCGCGACAUUGUGUCAGACUUUAAGCUCAUCAGGCCGUUUUUCAAGCCAUCCAUCGCUGCGCCGAAUGAACAGUCUGUACCGCUGAUUCGGGAGAAGUGGUACUAUCCUGCCGACAUCGCCAACGAUCUCAAAGACUCCGACCUUCCACAGCGUGUCAAAGAGGAAGUAUAUGCAUGCGCAUGGGAGUAUGCACGCUGCGUGAUUCCUCAAUACACUAAUUGGAAUCGCUAUGUGGCCUUCAUGCGUGUGAUCGUCAUCGGUAUCGUCGCGGAGUGCAAAGGCGACUUGGUAGAGGUGUCUCUUGGCGACAAUCUUCUGGGCUACAAUCUCACUGCUCUUCUUGACGAACUCUUUCAAGGCACACCGGGACAUGCGGCCAUGGCUCGCGAAUUUCGCUGCUUCCUUCUCAUUACAGCAGACAAAGCAAGCAAACGCCGUGAAGGCUUGUUGUUCAGACGUUACGUUACAGCCCUCGCCAAGUCGCCUCGACAAUGGUUCCGCAUGCGCGACACAGAUGCUUUGAUCCGCUUCACCAUGGGUGCAGCUCUGGUCUGUAACGAUCUCAACGACGUACACUACACCGAAGAACAGUUCGAGGCCUUGGAUGAACUCGGUGCCACUCUCUACGACAGUGUAGCCUUCUACAAACACCGGUCCGAGGGCGAGACAAACUCCACGUUCGCAUACGCACCUUCCGACAUCCGUAUCAAGGCAUUUCACCAGUCUCGUGAGUUACUCUGGGCUCUCGAUGUUGCUUGGGCGGGCAAGCCGGAACAUCUUGUUAUCAUUAACUUCUUGCGCUUUUUCGGUGGCCCUAUACACAUGAUGAUGCGUCGCUACCGAUUCAUCGAAGAUGGAAUGAUGAUCGGCCGGCCUGAGACUAGCACCAUCAUCACACAAGCACGCCAACAGUUCAAGCUCUGGAACCGCGUCGACAUGGAGUAUAGCGAUGCCAAGGACGUCGAGCGCUACAAUCACUUAAUGGCAAGAAGUGAUGAGCUCAUGUUCGACGGCCUUCGUGAGUUCCUCGACGCGAGCAACGAGAAUACCUGUAAGGGUUGUCAGCAUCGUGAGACUCAUGGUGGGCAUACUUCUUUUGCUUUCGGUGGAGUACAGCUAUGCGACGGUUGCAAGGAGUCGUGGGGUGCGUACGUCGAGUCUUUCUCGGCUCGGUUCGCAGAUGUGUUCCCAGAGAUCAAGAACGUGAUGUCAACUUGAGUGGGGUGUUGAGUCGAUCAGACACAAGAAGCACGAAAAUUGGGAGAUAUGGGAACAGAUUCUGUGGUGUUCUGCAGGUACUGCAAUGGGAAUCUUCUUCUUACUCGCUCUCUUUGGAGUCCGGCUUGUCCCACUCUCUACACGACCAAAAGUUUUCGAGGGCAUAUCAUCAACGU
Alternaria rosae is the source of this 1752-nucleotide messenger RNA. RefSeq lists its product as uncharacterized. The coding region runs from base 296 to 1576 and encodes 426 amino acids. Lineage: Eukaryota; Fungi; Ascomycota; Dothideomycetes; Pleosporales; Pleosporaceae. The transcript has 6 exons. The record is from RefSeq and is a predicted model, not a curated record.